Cottoperca gobio is the source of this 7204-nucleotide messenger RNA. RefSeq names its product GRIP and coiled-coil domain containing 2 (gene gcc2). Gene Ontology annotation, cellular component: Golgi apparatus. The coding region runs from base 163 to 5205 and encodes 1680 amino acids. The transcript has 24 exons. NCBI's taxonomy places the organism in Eukaryota, Metazoa, Chordata, Actinopteri, Perciformes, Bovichtidae. Gene Ontology annotation, biological process: late endosome to Golgi transport. The record is from RefSeq and is a predicted model, not a curated record.
UUAGCCUGUUCACUCAGAAUCAAAACAGAGGGGAUGUUUUUGUAUUAAAACUAUAAGAAAUUGGAAAUAAUUUCAGAUAUCUCUUUGACUCUGUCCGGUCGACUCACCGGUUAUAUCUCUUUGCCUGUCAGACGAUUGAGAAGUAGCUAAACUUCGACUGAGAUGGAGGACCCUGGUGGUACUGGAGCAGAGUCUGCAGCUCCAUCACCAGCAGGUGCAGCCAAGUCAAAGCUGGACACACUGCCCAAAGAUGACCUUAUCAAGUUUGCCAAGAAGCAGAUGGCUGCCAUGCAGAAGAUGAAGGGCAGAUGUGCCGAUUUGGAAAAAGAAGUUGAAUCCCUUAAACUGCAAUCCAAAAACAAGAACGGCAGUUCAGAUGACUCCACCCUGAUACAGGAGCUGACUGAUAGGAUGGAUGCGUUACUGCUGGAGAAGGCCGAAACUCAGCAAAGUCUUUCACUAUCUCUUAAAGAUCAAGAGAAGAUUAAGCAGAAAGCCAAGGGUGAUCUAGCGGUGCUGCAAGGAGAGCUUGACCGUGUGAAAAAAGAUCACCAAAGAACGAUUACGACCCUCGAGAGCACAAUUGAGGAAUCCAACAACAAACACCAAGAAGAAGUGGCUUAUUUCCAGAAAUUACUGAAAGAGCGAGAAGAAAGUGACAGGGAGAUGGAAAGUGAAAGAGAGAGGGAGCGCCUGGCUAAACAUGCCAGCGUAAAAGAGAAGACUGAAGAGGUCCACCGUUGCUUAGAAGCUCAGCAAGAAACCCUUCAAGCCGAACUGGAAGCGAUCCAAGAGCGAAAAUCUCAGGAGAUCGCUGAGCUGCAGGAGAGCCACCAAAGGGAGUUCACAAAGGCUCAGCAGGAGGUGGAGAACCUGAAGGAUGAGCUGGCUCAGAAGAGUCUGCAGCACGAGGAAGAGAUGAGGGCUCUGGAGGAGGACUGUGAAAUCGAGAGGGAGCGACUUCUGUUGCUCCACGAGGAGCUGACCGAGCAGCUCGCUCUCAAAGACAGCUACCUGCAGGAUGUGCAGGAGGAAGACGAGGAACCUGCCCGCAGUUCAGGGAUCGCCAAAAUGCUGGAACUGUCUGCCUGCAGUCAGGGUGAAUCCAGCCAGGCUGAUGGAGAGGAGACCCUGAGACUGAGAGCAGCCUUGGAAGACCUUCAAGCCAAGAGCACCAUGUUACAGGACGAGCUCACCCUGCUCAGUAAUGUGAAGAGUGAGCUCGAGGCAGAGCUGGAGAAAGCCAAGGAGGAGUUUCAGACAGAGAGAGAAGAGCUGGAGUUUAAAAUCAAUGAAUUGCAGAUGAUCCGGGAAAGUGCUCCCAGUGACUUAGCCGUAACCCUGGACCCUGACCAACAUCAAGUCCAAGGAGAGUUUCAGCAACAGAGUGAAGCACACAAAGAUGGAUGUGACUCGGCAAUCAGACCUGGGGACAACAAUCUCUUGAAUCCAGAGGAGCUGAGGGCCCAGUGUGAGGCCUUGACCAGAGAGAGAGACUCUGCCGCGGCUGAGUGUCAACACAUGAGAGACAUACUGCAAGGUGUGGAGACAGAACUGGGUGAGAAGAUGCAAAAUGUUGUUCUUCAGUACAAAGCCAUGAAGGAGCCCGGGGCCAAUACUUUACGGGAACUCCAAGACCAGAAUGAACAACUUAGCCAGGAGAGGGGUGAACUGCUGGUGAGGGUGAGCGAGGUUACAGAGGAGAAAAGCUCUCUGAUGAAGAAUCUACAAGACCUGAAGCUGAAGCUUGAAGGUUUGUCAGGUGAGGACCAGAAACUCCAGUCAUCUGUGGAGGAACAAACAACUUUGGCCUGUGAGCUGACGCAAUCUGUCGAGGAACUGACCAAGCAGAAUGAGGAGAUCCUCUCCCAACUGCAGAUGAAGGAAAACAUGACUGAAGACCUGAAGGAGAUGAUCAACACGCUGACUGAAGAGCGAGACAAUAUACAAUCCCAGCUUCAGCACAGAGAGGAGGAAAUGCAAAAGCUGAACAACGACAGAGUGACAGAAAUCGAGAGGCUGUUCAAGGAGAAAGAGGAAGAGGCACAUUUGUGUAGAGAGGAGAAAGAGAAGGAGCUGAAAAGCCUGACGAAACAGAUGGAGGAUGAAGUGCAACAUGUAAAAGAGGAAAGGGAAAAGAUGCAGGAGAGCCUGCGAGAGGAGGUGGAGAGAAGGCAGGAGACAGUUUCUGCUUUCGAGCUGACUAUCAAAGAACUCUCUACAGAAAAGGCUGACCUCCACCAGAAAUUGGAAGAGGCCUCUUCUGAACUUUCCAAAGCCCAGGAAACAAGGGAGAUUUGGGCCUCCAAGCUGGCAGCCCUGGAGGCUCAGCUGGAGCAGGAGACGUCUGAAAAGAAUGACCUAGAAGCAAAGUUGAAUUCUCUGGCAGAGGAGGCGGAUCAGGCCCGCGCCACCGCCACAGAUCUCGAGGAAAAUCAGUCUGUGCUCAGAAACUCCAGAGAAGAGGUUGAGGAGCUCCGAUCACACGUGGAUGAGCUGGAAAAGGAGAGGGGUCUGUUGAGGAGCAGUCUUGAGGAGGCUCGAGGGGUAGUAGUAUUAGAGGAGGUGGAAAAGGAGCUCCAGGCUCGUAUUGGUGAGCUGGAACAGGAGAGGAGCAUGUUGAGAAACAACCUGGAGGAGGUGGUGAAGGACACCGAAGGGCUGCAGAAAGACCUUGAGGAUAUGAAGUCAGUCAAUGAGAAGAUUAAUGAGGAGAACCAGAGACUGCAGGCUCAUGUUUCUCUGGUGACUCAAGAGAAAGAGGAAAAAGAGGAGAAGGAGGAGAAGGAGGAGAAGGAGGAAGGGGAAAUGGAGAGAGAGAUGGAGAAUAUGGAGAAAGAGAGAAGAGAGCUCAAAGACCAGCUGACAGAACAUGAUUCACUCAUAUCUCAGUUGAGGAGAGAGAUUGCUUCUCUGCAGGAGUCUGCUGCCCAGUCUGCUUCCUCUGAGGAAAAUGCAGCCAGUGAGAUCACAAAGAAAAUAGGUCUCCUGGAGAAAGAACACAAAGAAAAGGAUGAGAGGAUGAACAAAAUCAAGGCAGUUGCCAUCAAAGCAAAGAAGGAGCUGGAAAUCAAUAAGAAAGCGGUUGCAUCCCUCAAGGAAGAAGUAGAGUCACUGAAAGCAGAGAGGGAGAAAGUGAACAGCUCUAUGAAAGAUAUCAUCCAUGGUGCUGAAGGCUACAAGAACCUUCAGAUAGAUUACGACAGGCAGACUGAGCAACUGGAUAAAGAGAGAGAGAAGGUGGAGGAAGCAGAGAGACAGAUUGCUGAGCUGACCAAACGACUCAGCAGUGCUGUCACACAGAAGGAGACACUGAGCCAUGAGAAGGAGAACCUGCUGGCCAGUAUGGAGACCAUGAGGAGCACAGUGAGGCAGCUGGAAGCCCAAAACCAGGAGCUGCAAAGACAGUCAGCCUGUCUGGACAGAGACCUGCUGGCUGAGAGAGCGAUGAAAGAACAGAAGAUCAAGGACUUGUCAUCUGCCAUGAAGGAGGUAGAAGAGCUGACAGCCCAGCUCCACAAGCAGCAGCAACAGUCUCAGCAGACUGCCCAGGAGCUGGAGCAGCUACGCAAGGAGGCGCAGCAGAGCUCUCUACUGGACAUGGAGAUGGCCGACUACGAACGCCUGGUGAAAGAACUCAACGCCAAACUCUUAGAGAGAGAUGAGUGUGCGGUGGAUUUAAAGGCCCAGAUAAAGAUACUCACCCAGAAGGAGGACACACUCAAACAGGAAAUUGAGACUUUGAAGUCCCAGCUGGACCAGGGGGGGGAGAAGUCCUCCAAGAUGAAACAACUGCUGGUGAAGACCAAGAAGGAUUUGGCUGAUGCCAAGAUGCAGGAAAGCUCCCUUAUGAUGCUACAGGCCUCUCUGAAAGGAGAUCUGGAGGGUAACCAACAGCAGCUAGAAAGCUCCAAGAUUGAGGUGUGCGAGCUGAUGGCCGAGCGCCAUCAGCUGCAUGAGCAGCUGAGGUCUGCGUUGGCGCAGCAACAGAGAAGCAGCAGCUCCCUGCAGCAACGCAUCAGCAGCCUGCAGCAGGAGAGAGACAUUUCUAAGGCUGAGCUCAUGGCAACAGCUGGCGAGUUCGAGGGUUACAAGGUGCGAGUUCACAAUGUGCUUAAACAGCAGAAGACUAAAACCACCGCCCUGGGUGAGGGAGAAUCAGGCAAAUUAGAGAGGACGCAGUUGUCCUCUCAGGUAGAACAGCUGAGGUCCAGGCUGGCAGAGACUCAGCAGAGCCUCCAGAGCUGCACAGCAGAGCUGCAGCAGCUCCAGACUGAACACGACACUCUGCUGGAGAGACACAACAAAAUCCUCCAGGAAACCGUCAGCAAGGAGGCCGAGCUCCGUGAGAGGCUGCUGCCGGUGCAGUCGGAGAACGUGGCUCUGAGGUCAGAUCUGUCCCAGGCUCAGGCUGACCUUUCUUCCCAGGUGGAGGCCCAGCGCCAGACCUACAGGGAGCAGCUGAGGAAGCUGCAGGACGACCACCGAGCCACUGUGGAGACCCUGCAGGGCCAGCUGACCCGCGUCGAGGAGCAACUCUUCAACCUGCAGAGCCAGAAUAGUUCAGUGGUGGUCCAGUCCGGCCGUAAGCCCCUGGCGUCCGACCCCCAGCGCAGAAACACAGAUCAGAACCAGGCAGGGCUGGGACUAAUGGCCCUCAGCGACCUCCAGUCUAUGGCCAGGGAGGAGGGCGAGGGCAUGGAGACCACUGAGACUGAGAGACCUUCUCCUGCUCGUACGCCCCUGCUCUCUCUGGAGCACCUUCUCACGUCCCCGAACCCCAAAGAAGAGCCAUUUGUGUGGACGGUGGAGCCUACCAAAGAAGAGCUGUGUCAAAAGCUGAGCACCGCCACACGGAGUAUGGAGCAUAUGAACAGCCUCCUGCAUGAAACUGAGGCCACCAAUGCUGUUCUCAUGGAGCAGAUCACUUUGUUGAAGAGUGAAGUGCGUCGUCUAGAGCGAAACCAGGAGAGGGAGAAGAGUGUGGCCAACCUGGAGUAUUUAAAGAAUGUCUUGCUGCAGUUCAUCUUCCUGCAAUCUGGCAGCGAGAGGCAGGCGCUACUGCCUGUCAUUCACACAAUGCUGCAGCUCAGCCCAGAGGAGAAAAGCAAACUGGCUGCUAUUGCACAAGGUGAGGAAGCGGGGUCCGGGGCUCGGGGCUCAGGCUGGAGCUCUUAUCUCCACAGCUGGUCUGGGAUCAGAUAGACUUGAUAAUCAAUCAACCCCUAAAUCAAAAUAGGAGCAAAUUAACAAUGUUACUGGGCCUUUUUCUGUGAAAACCUGUACUAAGCAGUGAUGCUGUACAUUUGAAGUGAAGUGGCAAAAGCGGGAGGUUAAUUGGGAUAUUUACAACAUUUGAGGGCACACCAUUGAAGGGACCAAAAAAGGAUGAGGAAGUGCGUGGUAGAGAUUUAACCAAAACAUUUGAAAUAAAUAUUGAUGUGAAUUUGCAGUGCAAUAGUUACAUUAGUCUCUCACCAAUGAAGUUGGAACUGUGACACAUUUCUGUCUUCCUUACUCUUACUAUUGACACAUUAAUUAUUUCUAACAAUAUUUAAUGGACAUGAAGGUUGCACUUCCCUGAAGUGGUGCUCAUAAGGCAUUAUAAGGCAUUAUUAGCAUUAUGAAACACAUUUUUAUUGUACACAAUGUGUACAAAGUACGAGAGGAAGAAUUAAUCAAGGGCAUACCUGCAUAGUUGAUGGCAUGAUAUAACUUGAAUAUCAUUUUCAGAUGUUUGAUUACUUUGCAAGAUUUUACUUGCACUUCUAAUGGGCUUGCACUGGGUGGACUGAGUGCACUUACUGGACUAUACUAGCUCUUUUGGUUCAAAUCACAUUUAUUUAAACACUUAAACAACAUGCUUGACUGUUAUAGUUUUUUUGUGUGUGUUUUUACUACUUACAGGCAGCAAUUUUUCUUUCCAUUUCUUCGGUAUGAAAAUUGACAUGGAAUUUGCUCAAUACGUCUGAGUAAACAUUUAUUUUUUACUAGUUGUUGCCAGGAAGGUAGAAAAAAGACAUUAAGAAAACUUGAAUACAACCUGCUUUGGUAAACAAUCAGCAGGAAGUAUGUGUGAUUUAGUUAAUGUACUAAAACCGCAAAGCUCUAUUGUAAUUUCACUUUAAGUACAAAGGAUUGCAUGUCUACAUUCUCAGGUUCACCUGACUGACGGAACAUAAUCAUAAUGGCCUAUAUUUUUACUUUUUUGCAGUUGUUCACUAAUGCCUCACAUUAUGAAAUCAGCAGCAGUCAUCAUUUUCAUUCCUUGAGUUUUGAUUCUUCAUGUCUUGUAGGGAUUGUUCUGGUUACUGUGUAAUUUGUCGAUACUGUUUGUGGUGGUUGUUUAUAUUUAAUGUCAAAUUAUGAUUUCAAUGGUUUCAAUAUCUAUUUGGAAAUACUUUGUGGUUUUGUUAGUUGUUGUUCUGCUGUUUAAUACUGAACACAAAAAAAUUGUUGCAACUUCAUCUGCACGGCUGUCUUGUUGCUGUCCCCAUGACAGCGAGCACAUCCUCCCCCCUAAAGUGUCCUUCAGCAAGACUCCCUAUCAGACCCAUGGGUGCUGCUUUUAACAGUGUCUGACCAUGACCUCUGACUCCCUGUGGAGGUGGGAGAAAGAAAUGAAAAUUCUGCACAGAAGCCCCAUUCCUAUAAAACACACAUUCACCACAACUUGCAUUACAUGAAUUCAUUUUUGCUCAAGUCUCACUAAUGAUAACCGGCCUGUUCAUUUUCUCAUUCCAGUGGCAGCUUUUUGUGUGAUUCCUUCAGCACAAGUGAAUGUAUUUUUAUCAAAAGCUUUUAUAUUUAUGAUGGUUAAUGUCAGCAGAAGAUAUGAGAGAUUAUCGUAACUGAAAAAUUGGAUCUGCAUAAGAAUGAAUGAGCAGUAUGUUAACUAGUUCACAGUAGAGCAACUUAUUUUAGAGGUAGUUUGUUUUUCCUGUUAUUUCCAACUGUAAACUAAAAUAAAGUUAACAUGGAAGAAAACGUUUCAAAUUACUCUCAUUAUAAUGCAUUUGAACUGUUGCAUCUACAGGGCAUAAUCAGCAGCCAGAUGUUUUUUUGUUUUUAAAUAAAUAGUCGUAACUUUAUUUCAGCAUGAUGAUUUAUGUAUGUUGCUAAACGCAAUAAAGAGAGACUGUGAAAGUACCAUAAAUACACAGCAAACUGUUAUAGAUAUGUCUCUACCCUGUUUUCAGAUGUG